AUGCUCUUAGUAACUGAACUACUGACAGUUCCACAGUUUGACUCUCAAAGAUUUCUUCGAAUAUUCGCUGCAAAAGAAUUUCCGGAAGAAGAAGCUAGACAAUGGGUGGCCGAUCAUCUUAUUUUUUCGAUCAAGAUUGCCAUUGCAUAUAUUAUUGUUAUUUUUGGAACAAAGCGUUUUAUGCGGGAUAGGGAGCCAUUUGACCUCUAUUUACCGUUAAACAUAUGGAAUGCUCUUCUUGCGGCUUUUAGCAUCGCAGGCACUAUGACACUUCUUCCAGAAUUUGUACAUACUGUUCGCUCAAAAGGCUUUAAAGCGUCAUACUGUAAUGUUUAUGGAUUCACUAAAGGUGUAGUUGGUUUCUGGAACUGGCUGUUUACUAUUUCGAAGCUCUGCGAAUUAUUUGAUACUGUCUUCGUGGUUUUACGCAAAAAACCACUGAUGUUUUUGCACUGGUAUCAUCAUAUUUUAACGUUAUUCUAUGUUUUUUAUUCGUAUCCGCGCCCAACUGGUUUUAGCCGAUGGGGAGUGAAUAUGAAUUACUUUGUGCAUGCAGUCAUGUAUAGUUACUACUUUUUACGUUCAAUGAAGAUGCGGCUGCCCGGUUUGUUUGCGAAAUUCGUUACUAGUCUUCAGAUCUUACAAUUUAUUAUCAGCGUCACUCACUUAGCUUACUUGGGUUACUGUAUUUACAGUCGGGAGAUAAAAUGCGACUUCGAUGAAAGCGUUUACAUACUUGCAUGCUUUAUGAACAUCACUUACCUCGCUCUUUUCAUUAAUUUCUUUUUGAAAUCUUAUAUAGUCGGCGGAGGAAAGGCGAAAUAUAGAUCGAACGGUUUACUCAAAAAACUGGCCUAA
Messenger RNA from Enterobius vermicularis (human pinworm), 858 nucleotides. The record is from the annotation of a GenBank genome assembly. NCBI's taxonomy places the organism in Eukaryota, Metazoa, Nematoda, Chromadorea, Rhabditida, Oxyuridae.